AUGGCUUCAUCUUCUCAAAGAAACAUCAUCUCAAAGAACAAAACUCCCAUCGCAGCAGUCGCCGCAUUCGUCUCAGCAGCAGCAGUUCUCACCUCAAUCUAUAAAUCUUAUACAUCCUACAAAAUGUCUCACAACCUCCACCCCAGCAUCAACAAGGGCAUCACCAAGGGCUCUUCCAGCUUCUCUGGUGGUAAGCUCCGAUGCAAGUGCUCCUCCAACCCCGUUGAGGUCACCCUCAACGGUCAGGUCGCUCACAACCACGCCUGUGGCUGCUCCAAGUGCUGGAAGCCUGAGGGUGCUCUCUUCUCCGUCGUUGCUGUCAUCCCCCGCGACCAGCUCCAGGUCACCGCCAAUGCUGACAAGCUCACUAUCAUCGACGAGAGCGCUGCUAUUCAGCGAAACGCCUGCCGCGACUGUGGCGUCCACAUGUUUGGCCGCAUCGAGAAGGAGCACCCCUUCAAAGGUCUUGACUUUGUCCACGUCGAGCUCUCCGACGAAAAGGGCUGGCAAGAGCCUCAGUUCGCUGCCUUUGUCUCUUCCAUCAUUGAGCAGGGCUUCCCCGCUGAGAAAGCCAACGAGGUCCGCUCUCAGUUCAAGGACCUUGGGCUUGAGUCCUACGAUGCUCUGUCCCCUCCUCUGAUGGACGCCAUCGCCUCUUGGACCGCCGCCAAGGCCAAGAUCUAA
Messenger RNA from Fusarium poae, 684 nucleotides. RefSeq lists its product as uncharacterized. Gene Ontology annotation, molecular function: zinc ion binding; S-(hydroxymethyl)glutathione synthase activity. Bases 1 to 684 code for a protein of 227 amino acids. The transcript has a single exon. NCBI's taxonomy places the organism in Eukaryota, Fungi, Ascomycota, Sordariomycetes, Hypocreales, Nectriaceae. Gene Ontology annotation, biological process: formaldehyde catabolic process. The record is from RefSeq and is a predicted model, not a curated record.